Messenger RNA from Owenia fusiformis, 474 nucleotides. NCBI's taxonomy places the organism in Eukaryota, Metazoa, Annelida, Polychaeta, Sabellida, Oweniidae. The record is from the annotation of a GenBank genome assembly.
UACUGCUAGGUAGGCGAUUAAAUAUCAUGCUGGUCCAAAUGUCCGGCACUUUUGCAAACAUUGCCGGACCGUGGCUCAAUCUACUGGACAAUGUCCGCCGGGAAGGCCAUUAAUGACUACACUGGUUGCCUUGUGUUUCACAAAUCCAAGACGUUUUAAAAGGGAUCUCACCCAUUCCCUUUUUAAAUCACAUGGCUCACAGAAUUCAGGCAACAAAUGUUUAUUUUUGACAGCAAAAUGCCCUGGGCAGCUGCAGAGACAAUACACAUGUUCACAAUCACACCACUUCCGCGGAUAUUCUCAAUGUACUGGCACACAUCAGCAAAUUGCUCUCCAAAUUGGAGGAAAUAAAGGAUUAUAUCAUAUAUCAUAUCAUCCAGUUCACCUUAUUUUAAUGGCCGUCCACUCCGAACAGGAGAAAGAUGCAAAUGUUUCAUCACAUGAACAGAGCUUGCACUCAUUUCGAAUUUUCCU